CGAUAGAUAAAGCCGUUGCCUCCUGCUAUAGAGGUUUGGCCUUGGGUUCCCUUGCAGUCCGUGUCGGUCCAACGGGCAAACCGCAUUUCAGUUGCAUACUAUCACGUUUUGCAACUUCUAAUUAACCGCAUAAUAUCGCUUUAUUCAUGGACAUUCCUGAUCCCCAGGUUACAGGUCCGGUGAAAAUGAAAAAACUGGCUAUUGAAAUUGGUGGUGACCAGUGCCGAAGUGCUCUGGAUGAAACAGCCGUGAGGCGAGAACUCGCGCAGUGGCGCAAAGUUAGCCAUUGCAAUGUUGUCUCAGUCUUCGGUGUCUUUUAUCGCGAUUUGACACCAUUCCUGGUCACCUCGUGGAUUGUAGGCAAAAAUCUGAAUGUCUUCUUCAGGGAGAAUGACCAUCUCUCACCGCUCCACCGCAUGCGUAUGAUCCUAAAUGUGGCGUCAGGUCUAGAAUACUUACAUGAAUCCUCCAUUGUCCACGGACAUCUAACUGGGGUACGUUCAAAGUUUGAUUAUCUCCGACAUGGCGUUUCCUACAUAAAACACUUACAGGCCAAUGUCAUCAUAAAUGAAGAAAUGUUGCCAGUUUUAACAGACUUCGGACUCACGUCAGUACGCGGACCCAUGCAGGGUAGCGCCUUCCUUCGAACAUCCAGCGAUGCCCCGGGUGCAAUCAGAUGGGCAGCGACAGAACUUAUUACAAAAGAGGUCGAAAGCCCCACAAUCCACAGCGAUAUCUAUUCUUUCGGCAGCAUCGCGUUGCAGGUAGCCACUGGAAAAGUUCCGUGGAGCGAACUGGAUGACGAUUUUAAUGUCGUUGUGCAACUAAGUCAGGGUCUUGUGCCUCCUCGACCGAAGGACUCCUGGAUCAACGAUGCUCUUUGGGCAUUUAUCGAAAGCUGUUGGGAAUUUGUUCCAGAGGAUCGGCCAAAUUCCGCGAAUGCGCACAUCGUUAUGCAGCGCGAAUCUCUCGCGCUGCUUCGUACGCACAACGAGUGUCCGACUGACAAAGCCAAUCCAGCCGUUACAGAUCGUAGAUAUUCCCUCCAAAAAAGGGGGAGCAUCAGGGACCUGCCGAGUGACAGGAGUGUCCCUCUCCCUGACGCUGCAAUCCAGCCUGAGAGCACGCGCCACGUUAGUGUACCCGGCGCCAAACAGGCUCGCAGAAAAGCUGCUAUCGACCGCCUCCCGCAACCAAUAGUCUCGGACAGGUCCUUCACCUCGGUAAAUAAUUCACCUCCCACACCGAGAUCUUCCACAAAACUCUCCCGCGACCUGGACAUACAUUUAGAUUCAGACUGGAUGGAGAGCGAGGAGGAGACGCACGCAUCUAGUAGCUUGGGUGUUGCUAGCAAAGGGGAUGAGAAGGUUGGAGAUGCUAAUAGGGCAUGGCAGUCCUCGUCAAGUAACUGGGUCGGUACGAGCCUCAGAGCACGACGCGCGUUGCAAGCCCAACUUGACUCAUCCGAGAUGGUUGAGCAGAAGAUUAUGGUGCUACUCGACAAGUUAACUGAUGAGAGCUUUGAUUCGAUCUCAGAUCAGAUCAUCGACUUGAUGAACAAGAACGUGAAUGAGAAGGGCGGGUGGACACUUAUCCAAGUCAGCCGGCUGGUGUACGAGAAGGCUAUGGGUGAUGCUCGUAGUGCGAUGUACGCGCGUUUGUGCCGAAAGAUGAUGGAGCAGACCAGCCAGGGUGCACAAGUCGAUGGGAUAAAGACCAUGGAGGGCAAGACUAUCAUAGGCGGCCAACUCUUUCUGAAAUAUCUCCUCGACUGGUGUCAAGAUGAUUUCGAGCAUGGAUUGCUCGCGAAGGAGUCAAAUGAAUAUUACGCUCUGCCAACGGCGAAGCACCAGGUCCUGAUCAAUUUCAUCUGCGAGCUUUUCAAGCUACAUAUGCUCACAGCGCAUAUCAUGCACGAUCGGCUGUUGAAGACGGCGGGUCAGCUGCUGGAUCCGCCGAAAGGGCGUACGCACAUGGAGGAGUGUUUCUUUCGCAUGAACAAUAUCAAAAGACCGGAUAUCACCCCCCGUGAGCAAUCGAUGCUUAUGGGCGUCAUCGAGUUGCGUGAUAGCAGAUGGGGCAGCGCUGCUGUUGCGACUCGCAGUGCUGUGUUCUAUGCCUGUCAGGAAGCAGUACAUCAUCAAGUUUGGUCACUCCAACAGGUUGUAAUCAGUGAACCAAAUUUCAACGACCGCGACCUCUCGCGUCUGACCGCGCACGAUUCGCGGUUCUUUCUUUUACCAUGGAAGCUCUCAUAUGCUAAUCACUGUGCCUGAGGCCUGAAGCUUGAAGCUUGAAGGGCCGAGGAUCGCACAUACGUCAUGU
Suillus clintonianus is the source of this 2325-nucleotide messenger RNA. Its product is annotated as kinase-like domain-containing protein. Gene Ontology annotation, cellular component: eukaryotic translation initiation factor 4F complex. The coding region runs from base 147 to 2276 and encodes 709 amino acids. The record is from RefSeq and is a predicted model, not a curated record. Lineage: Eukaryota; Fungi; Basidiomycota; Agaricomycetes; Boletales; Suillaceae. Gene Ontology annotation, molecular function: translation initiation factor activity; mRNA binding; protein kinase activity. The transcript has 7 exons. Gene Ontology annotation, biological process: protein phosphorylation.